Molecule: messenger RNA, 2002 nt
Organism: Plutella xylostella (diamondback moth)
Lineage: Eukaryota; Metazoa; Arthropoda; Insecta; Lepidoptera; Plutellidae
Source: RefSeq, a predicted model, not a curated record
CAGUAAUUCACAAUACGCACUCAAUGAGUUGCCCGCUUCGCACAAGAUACCUACUGAGGUUGAAUUCGACAAGGCUACAGAGCAUAAAAUAUUAGGACUCGGUUGGUCUACUGAUAAUGACGACUUUUAUUUUAAAAUCGACCCUCCUGAUUUGGACUCAGUGUGUACCAAACGCACCAUAAUGUCAACGAUCGCCCGACUUUGGGACAGAAUGGGUUUCGUCGCGCCAACUGUAUUGGUAGCUAAGUUAUUAAUUAAGAAACUAUGGCAGCUGAAGGUGGAUUGGGACGAAGUCCCGCCCGACCAGGUAGUAAGGCUUUGGCGACAAUUUUGUCGCGAACUGCCGGCGCUUAAUGAGAUAAAAAUCCCUCGUUGUCUCAGCGUCGCGACUGGUUGCGAGGUGACCUUGGUAGGGUUCGCAGAUGCUAGUGAGCAGGCGCAAGGCGGCGUUGUGUACGUGCACGUCGCUUCUCCGUCGGGUAAUGUGGUCCGCCUUCUCUGCGCGAAGUCCAAGAUAGCACCCACCCCGCCCCAUACGAUUGCUCGUAUGGAGCUUUGUGCAGUUCUUUUACUGUCGAAAUUAUUACGCUCAGUACUUGAAACGUAUAAUUCCCGCAUUCCAAUUAGGGUCCGCGCCUACACAGAUUCCAAGGUUGCGCUUUAUUGGAUAAAAAAUUCGCCUCACCGUUGGCAAACAUUUGUUGCCAACCGUGUUAUUAAAAUAAAUGAAAAUGUAUCCGCUGAAAACUUUCAUCACGUCGCGGGGACAGACAACCCGGCCGACUGCCUGUCGCGCGGCGUCGACCCCUCCAAACUGAAAACCCAUCCGCUGUGGUUUAACGGGCCGUCCUGGCUAGCAUCGAAUGCUUCACAGUGGCCUUCCUUUGAUGAAGUUAACGAUUCCACUUUAGACGACGUUCCCGAACAAAGGAACCUAGUUCACGCUGUUUUGACACCUGCUGACGAGUGUAGUAUUUACCCCGCUGCUUCUCGUUCCUCGUCAUGGACCAAACUCCUGCGAAUAAUCGUAUAUAUAUGUAGGGUUUUAAAACUAUUACCACGCCGCGAACCUACGUGUAUUACCGCUACUGACUUGGAGUACGCAGAAACUAAAUUGCUGCAAAUACUCCAAAACAAACAUUUUAAAGAUGAGUUAUUAAAUAUUAAAAAUGACUUGCCUGUUUCCCCGGUGCUUAAUAAAUUAAGACCGUUUUUACACAACGACCUAAUCCGAGUUGGCGGGCGACUCUCCAAUUCCGAUUUAGAUUUCGAUAAUCAACACCCGGUACUUCUGCCUCGUGAUGAUCACGCGGUUAACCUGAUAAUACAAUAUUAUCACAAAAAAUAUUUGCACGCAGGGCCAGAGUUGCUCCUGUCAUUACUUCGCCAGAAGUACUGGAUUCUAUCUGCUCGGCGCGUAGUGCGGAGGAUAGUGCACCAAUGCAAUGUUUGUUUUCGCGCGCGCCCGCGUCCGACUUAUCCGCUGAUGGCUGACUUGCCCGACUGUCGCACGAAGCAAGUUACGAAGCCAUUCACCCACACAGGUUGUGACUACGCAGGGCCUAUCGCUUACACUCCUGUUCGUCGCCGUGGAGCUAAGGCUAUGAAGGCCUAUAUUUGCGUCUUCACAUGUCUUACCACUCGCGCACUACAUAUUGAGGUAGCGACUGACCUGAGCACCGCCAGUUUUUUGGCCGCUUUAAAGCGUUUCUUGUCCCGCCGAGGCCCGGUAAAGGUCAUGCAUUCUGAUAGGGGAACUAAUUUUGUCGGCGCUAAUUCUUACUUACGCGACCUUUACAAAUUUCUAAACAGCGACGAAUUCAGUUGCAGUCUCAAGCAGGAGCUCACAGAAAACCGAAUUGAAUGGAAAUUUAACUGCCCAGCCAGCCCACAUUUCGGGGGGUGCUGGGAGAGCAUGGUGAAGGUGGUGAAAGAUUGGAAGAUUCACCUAUUUAAAGUGAUUGGUCAACAGCUGCUUUCAUAUGAAGAGCUGACGGUGUGA